AUCGACAGGUUGGAAAUUUGAAGCAUCAUAUCGAGAGGUUCAGUACUUGGUGGAAAUUGCAACGUUACGCUACGAUCGGGAACUGUUUUCUACUUUCGACGGGCGGUGAAAAAGUACAAAUUACAAUCACACAUGAAACUACUAUAAUGGACUGAUAUAUAUCGAAUUGUACAAAUAAUAAGACAAGACUUUAAAUCCAUAAUUGCGGCUGUUAACUUUUGUAUUCGAUAAUUUAGUUGAUAAUUUCGUAUUAAAAAGUUCAUCAACAUGAAAACUGAAUCCCAACAAAAUAUUGUGGAAUCAACAUCUGAUCUUUCGCUGAGGCAGGUGGAUAAAAAUACUCAACAUGGCGGUGGUGGUGAAGGCAAUGAUGAUUAUGAUCCUCAUCUUCAUCGCAAUGUGAAAAAUCCCACAACAAAUUGGCAAACAUUUGCCCACUUCCUAAAGGCCAGUAUAGGAACUGGGGUAUUGGCCAUGCCCAGUGCCUUCGCCAAUGCCGGUUAUGUAAAUGGUUUUGUGUUAACAGCAAUUGUGGGAUUUUUGGCCGUUCAUUGUUUGCAUAUUUUGAUUAAUUCCAUGUACGAACUUUGCAAACGCAAACGUGUGCCAUAUUUAACAUUUUCAGAAGCCAUGACAAUGGGAUUUAAAGAAGGACCCCCCUUCUUCAAAUGCAUUGUGCCGAUAGCAACGCCAUUUGUCGAUGGAUUUCUGGCAUUCUACCAUUUCGGUAUCUGUUGCGUUUAUGUGGUCUUCAUAGCCGAGAGUAUAAAACAAAUUGUCGAUGAGCAUUUGGUUGUUUUAGAUCUGCGGAUUCACAUGUGCUUCGUGCUGGUGCCACUAUUUUUAAUCUUUAGUAUUAGAAAUUUAAAACUUUUGGCACCGUUUUCUUCAUUCGCCAAUAUUCUGUUGCUGGUGGGAUUUGGUGUGAUUCUUUACUAUAUUUUCGAUGAACUACCACCGCUGUCGGAGCGUAAGGCCGUCGAAGCUCUAUCAAAAUUGCCCAUAUUCUUUGGAACGGUGCUAUUUGCCUUGGAAGCUGUUGGUGUGAUACUGGCCAUUGAAGAGAACAUGGCCCAACCCAAGGCCUAUCUGAAACCGUUUGGUAUCAUGAACAUGGGAAUGCUUAUUGUCCUGACGCUGUACAUUACACUGGGAUUUUUUGGCUACUGGCGUUACGGUGAUGAUGCUUUGGGCAGUGUAACGUUAAAUAUUCCGCAAGAAAAAAUCUUAGCCCAGGUCACCAAAAUUCUAUUUGCCAUAACUACCUGGAUAUCGUACGCCCUGCAAGGUUAUGUUACCGCUGAUAUAAUUUGGAAUAAGUAUCUGUCGAAACGUGUUAAAGACACAUCGAAACAUGUCAUAUACGAAUUACUGAUUCGAGCAAUGGUCGUCGUUUUAACAUUUUGUUGUGCUGUUGCCAUUCCGGAUUUAUCACUUUUCCUUUCGCUGGUCGGCUCGUUUUGUUUGUCGAUUUUGGGUUUAAUUUUCCCAGCCCUGUUGCAGAUCUGCGUGCAGUACACGACCGGUUAUGGUCCAUGGAAGAUAAGAUUAACCAAAAAUUUAUUGCUUGUGGCAUUUGGUGCUCUGGGUGGUGUGGUCGGAACGUACGUUAGUAUUGUUGAAAUUGUUGAUGCAUAUAACAAAUAAAAAAAUGAAUAAAUAAAAAUAAAAUUAUAAA
Molecule: messenger RNA, 1678 nt
Organism: Musca domestica (house fly)
Lineage: Eukaryota; Metazoa; Arthropoda; Insecta; Diptera; Muscidae
Product: proton-coupled amino acid transporter-like protein CG1139
Exons: 9
Coding region: 268-1647 (459 amino acids)
Biological process (GO): amino acid transmembrane transport
Cellular component (GO): vacuolar membrane
Molecular function (GO): amino acid transmembrane transporter activity
Source: RefSeq, a predicted model, not a curated record